CUCGCGCAGCCGUGUUCAAAACAACUAAGGAAGUAACAAGAAGCUACAUGGCUAACGAAAACUAAUUGCUGUGGAUAAUAUAGCGUUUGUGGUUAAACGUUUUAGGUUAAUUGCAGUUGCGCUGGUCGUUAACUUACAGUCUUCGCUCAGAUUUCAGUUGCAGUGAUAGGGAGCCGAUAGUUGCUCACUUCUUAGCUAAAAGGCUAACGAUCAGCUGUUGUUUUGGUCAGGGAGGAAGGUGGCUAACAAGCCAAACUGCAUUGCAUUACCUAAUCAGUUCUCCGUAUUGGCCAUUCCAAAAAAGCAAAACUGAACUGUGUUAGUUUAUGGCGACAUGUAAAGCUGUACCCCCGGACAGACUUAUCAGCGAUUAGGCGUCCGCCCCGUGUGGGAUUGAUAUAUCAGAGGGGUGUGUGAGAUUGAAUUAGCAGCGUCGCUUCAAGAUGCACGACGCAUAUGAGCCUGUACCUAUUCUGGAAAAGCUUCCUCUUCAGAUUGACUGCCUUGCGGCCUGGGAGGACUGGCUGCUUGUAGGAACAAAACCAGGCCAUCUCCUUCUGUACCGAAUAAAGAAGGAUGCAGGAGGCAACCGGUUUGAGGUCACACUGGAAAAAUCCAACAAGAACUUCUCAAAGAAGAUUCAGCAGCUUUAUGUUGUCUCACAGUACAAAAUUCUUGUCAGUCUCCUGGAGAACAACAUCCAUGUCCAUGACCUCCUGACCUUCCAGCAGAUCACUGUGGUGUCCAAAGCCAAAGGAGCCACACUCUUUGCAUGUGACUUGCAGCAAACCAGCUCAGGGGAGGAACAGCUGAGAAUGUGUGUUGCAGUGAAAAAGAAACUUCAGCUGUAUUACUGGAAGGACAGAGAGUUUCAUGAGCUGCAGGGGGACUUUGCUGCACCAGAUAUUCCAAAGUCAAUGGCUUGGUGUGAAAACUCCAUAUGUGUUGGUUUCAAGAGAGACUAUUACCUCAUUCGGAUGGAUGGCCGUGGCUCCAUAAAAGAGCUCUUCCCCACUGGGAAACAAUUAGAACCUCUGGUUGCCCCACUGGCAGAUGGGAAGGUGGCUGUUGGGCAGGAUGACCUAACUGUGGUGCUUAAUGACGAGGGAGUGUGCACCCAGAAGUGUGCCCUGAACUGGACAGAUAUCCCUAUAGCAAUGGAGCACCAGCCUCCCUACAUCAUAGCAGUUCUUCCUCGGUAUGUGGAGAUACGGACCUUUGAGCCAAGGCUGCUGGUGCAGAGUGUGGAGCUGCAGAGACCACGCUUCAUCACCUCAGCAGGGCCAAAUAUCGUGUAUGUUGCCAGCAACCACUUUGUGUGGCGCCUGGUGCCCGUGUCAAUAGCCACUCAGAUCCGGCAGCUUCUACAGGACAAACAGUUUGAGCUUGCUCUUCAGCUGGCGAAGAUGAAGGAUGACUCGGAUGGUGAUAAGAAGCAGCAGAUACAUCACAUCCAGAAUUUAUAUGCCUUCAAUCUGUUUUGCCAGAAGAGAUUUGAUGACUCGAUGCAGGUGUUUGCCAAACUCGGCACAGAUCCCACACACGUGAUUGGACUUUAUCCAGACUUGCUCCCAGGUGAUUACCGGAAACAACUGCACUACCCCAACCCUCUGCCUGCUCUGUCUGGGGCAGAGCUGGAAAAGGCGCAUCUGGCUCUUAUUGAUUACCUCACACAGAAACGGAGCCACCUUGUGAAACAGCUGAAUGACUCUGACCCUUCUACAACGUCUCCUCUCAUGGAGGGCACGCCUACCAUAAAGAGCCGCAAAAAACUCCUGCAGAUCAUCGAUACCACCUUGCUGAAAUGUUACCUUCACACAAACGUGGCCCUUGUGUCCCCCCUCCUUCGUCUGGAGAACAAUCAUUGCCACAUCGAGGAGAGCGAGUAUGUCCUGAAGAAGGCUCACAAGUACAGUGAGCUCAUUAUUCUCUAUGAAAAGAAGGGCCUGCACCAGAAAGCUCUGCAGGUGCUGCUCGACCAAUCCACCAAGGCCAACUCUCCACUUAAGGGCCAUGAGCGAACAGUGCAGUACCUCCAAAGACUGGGAGCAGAGAAUCUGGGUAUAAUCUUUGAGUUUUCUCCCUGGGUGCUGAAGACCUGUCCUGAAGAUGGCCUGAAGAUCUUUACAGAAGACCUGACAGAAGUGGAGUCUUUGCCCAGAGACAAGGUGCUGCAGUUUCUAAAGGAUGGUUUUAAGGAGCUCGCCAUCCCAUAUUUAGAGCACAUCAUUUACGUGUGGGAAGAGAAGGGUCCCGAGUUUCACAAUGUGCUAAUCCAGCUCUACCUGGGCAGGGUUCAAGUCCUCAUGAAGGAGUACCUCAAGUUGCUGCCUAAAGGCGCUUCAGCUGUUCCUGCAGGGAAAGAGAAUGGUGAACUGGGAGAGUUCAGGAACAAGCUGUUGACUUUCCUGGAUAUUUCUACAUUCUAUGAACCUGCCAGACUCAUCAGUGACUUCCCCUUUGAUGGUUUGCUGGAGGAACGGGCUCUGCUUCUGGGUCGUAUGGGUAAACAUGAGCAAGCGCUCUUCAUCUAUGUACACAUCUUGAAAGACACCCACAUGGCUGAAGAAUACUGUCACGGACAUUACAACAGUUCAAUGGAAGGAAAUAAAGAUGUUUAUCUUUCUCUGCUGCGAAUGUACCUGUCACCUCCUGACGUCCACUGCCUGGGGCCAGUUAAGAUGGAGCUAUCUGAGCCUCAGGCCAACCUCCAGGCAGCCCUGCAGGUCCUGGAGCUGCACCACAGCAAGCUCAACACCACCAAGGCCAUCAAUUUGCUCCCAGCAAACACUCAGAUCCGUGAGAUCCGGGUUUUCCUGGAGAGCGUCCUGGAGGAGAAGGCUCAGAGGAAGCGCUGCAACCAGGUGCUGAAAAGUCUGCUGCAAGCUGAAUUCCUCAGGGUGCAAGAGGAGCGGAUUUUCCACCAGCAGGUUAAAUGCGUUAUUACAGAAGAGAAGAUCUGCAGAGUCUGCAAGAAGAAAAUAGGAAAUAGUGCAUUUGCCAGGUAUCCCAAUGGCGUGGUGGUGCAUUACUUCUGCUGCAAAGACCGCAACAUUUGCCCCGCUGAACAGUAACAUCUCCUCAGUAGAAAUAAUAAAUUGCCCUCUUUUCUUCGACUCCUUGGACAUCUGUGAACUAGAAAUACACGUGGUAGUUGGAAGUGCUUAGAAUGGGACGCUUUUGUCCAAAGCACGUCAGAGGAUUUUGCUUGCAGAUUCUUUUUAACCUGAGUUGACCUCCCGUUGCCAUGCUCAAACCACAGAGCAGAACGGGAGCCGAAGACGACUUUCUCUCUCUGUGCAUGAAGUAGCAGUAGGAAUGCCCAGGGUCGUUCAACAGGCGGGGAGAGAGAGGGAGCGAGGUAGACGUUGACAUUUGAAAAGCAUGUGUCGCUGUAACGCUAGAAGGGAUUCACGGCUCUACGGUACACAUUCCCUCUGAGGAAAACGGACACUAUUGACAACUGUAACAACAGAAGUUGUGCAUGCACUCACCAGGAGAUGAUUACAAGCCUGGUUUACACAGUCUCCCUUCCCUCCUGUUGCGCUGCGUCGGCCUCAAACACUGCUUCAUAUGCCAUAUAGACUCUGCAGGAGUACUGGUGAAUGCCUUCUGCGACUUUGAAGAUUGUCUCUCAUGACUUGUCAUUGCAAGUGAUGGUACUUACUAAAACAGCUUUACAGCACAUUUGUGGUUUUUGUGUUUUAUUUAAUCAUCUGUUGCAGCUAACAUAUUUUCCUUGUUUGUUUUUUACAGUUUAAAUAUUAUCGCUCUAAAUUCACUCUCCACUGUUUUAAUGUCUCGUUUGUCGUCGGUGUCUUCUUUGUCGUGGGAUAACUUUUUUUUAAUUUAAACUUUGUAAUGCUUGAGGAGCAUUCGCCCAGUUUCUCUCCUGGUUUGCUUCACCUAUGAGCCACCGCAUUGAAGCCACCUGCCUUAUACGGUCUAGGCCUCCCUCGUGCCGCUGUGACCCAUCAGGGCUUGAUUGCAGUGCGUCCUGUGGGUUACAGGGCGCAGCCCCCAUGGAUCUUCCUGCUCAAUCUGACUGGGAUCUUUGGGAAUUUGGGAGCUAGGUCUAUGCCAUGUGCUCUUGCAAAGUUGUUUUUUUCCUGAAGAGGGAAACUGUUUCUGUCAGGGUGUGCUGUUGCCAUGGAAGAUAAUCAAUAACAUGUGAUGUGUAGCUUUGAUGUUGUGGUUUAUUUAGUUGGUUCAGUGACAUAAAUUUCUCUCCAACUAUGUUAAUAAUAUUUUUUUUCGAAAGAAACUUUCCAAAACAGUUUUUGUUUGUUUUUUUUCCUUUGUCAUACAUGAAAUUUAAUAUAUUUGGGUUUAUUAAAGGCUUUCUUUGCUGCUUUGAAGACUAAUGGAAUAACUGAUGUAAAUAUUAUUGAUUUAUGCCCUUUGCUGUGACCAUGAGUCUCAGCUUAGCCACUGUAACCUUUUCUUUUACUUAUAGGGCUGUUGCCUGGUUUGCUCUGAGACAGAUUAAAAGUGUUGUAACUUUGUCCUGUUUGUUCAUGUUAACUCGGAUCUUUGCUUUUUCAUUGCAAUAGUAUGUUCAAAUGACAUAUUACUGUUCACCUGGGAGGUAUUUAACGAAAGCAAGGCUCCCCCAGUUUAUUAUGAAUAAAGUUAAAGCAUUGAAUGUAUGUUUUGUUUUGGGAUUUUCUUUUCUUGGUCCAUGUUGUCAGUGACACUGUUGUUUGGAUAUCUGGAUGACUGGAAGAAAAAAUUGGAUCUUUCUUGUAAUUUGUAGCAUUUUCUACAUCCCUUCUUCCUUGAAAUAUCUCCUCUUCUGCUUUUAGAGAUUUGCACACAUUCUCUGCUAAGACUGUUUCACAUUUUUGUUUUUUAAGUAUUGUUUUGUGGAAAUAUUUGUACCACCGAGUGUAUACUGUAUAAAGACUAAGAGGGUAGAUGACAUAUUUCUCAUUGAAGUUAUUUGUUCCUGAAAAGCAACCCAGCAGGUUGGUGCAGUCUGUCUGUUUGGCUAUAAUCUGUAAUAAACAUGCAUUUCCACUCA
Molecule: messenger RNA, 5023 nt
Organism: Pelmatolapia mariae (spotted tilapia)
Lineage: Eukaryota; Metazoa; Chordata; Actinopteri; Cichliformes; Cichlidae
Gene: vps39
Product: VPS39 subunit of HOPS complex
Exons: 24
Coding region: 444-3074 (876 amino acids)
Biological process (GO): intracellular protein transport; autophagy; endosomal vesicle fusion
Cellular component (GO): membrane; cytoplasm
Molecular function (GO): protein binding
Source: RefSeq, a predicted model, not a curated record